Volvox carteri f. nagariensis is the source of this 3948-nucleotide messenger RNA. RefSeq lists its product as uncharacterized. The coding region runs from base 1 to 3948 and encodes 1315 amino acids. The record is from RefSeq and is a predicted model, not a curated record. Gene Ontology annotation, cellular component: membrane. Gene Ontology annotation, biological process: signal transduction. NCBI's taxonomy places the organism in Eukaryota, Viridiplantae, Chlorophyta, Chlorophyceae, Chlamydomonadales, Volvocaceae. The transcript has 11 exons.
AUGACCGGCAGGAAUAUAUUCCUGCAAAUCGUGGAGGCCGGCCAUUACAGCGGCCGCUUUCAGCGCACUCCAUACAAACGCCGGAUCCAAUCGGCAGCCACCUAUCGACCGCCACGCGCUAGCUUUCAGCAAGCCCCGGUCUCUGCAUGGGGCGACGCGGCCGCGCAGCCCAUAACAGGGCAUGGCGCGGGAUUAGCUGGCGCCAUCUCGCUGCCAGGUCUCUUCGCUGGGCUGGAUCCGGCACCAUCAUACCAGCGCCCCGACCACACACGCAGUGUGCCUUCCAAGGAGCCGGAAAGUAUGGAGGAGGAGCUCCGGAAACUGCGCAUAACCCUCGGCGGUUACAAAGAGCAAAAUCGCCUCCUGCGCACGGAGCGGCAGCGGCUAGAGGAGGAGCUGGGUCGCGCCCGCACCAACCUAGUGAAGGCUGAGGAGCUGCUCAACACCCGCGAGAAGGCGCUCAGUCCGACCAUUGGUCUGAGUCAGAUGUACCGAACACCCGAGACCACCGCUCUGGUAGCCAGGUUGAAGGAGCAGGUCAAGACGCUGAGGGCGGAGAAGGAACGGUUCAAGGGGGACCUCGAGGAGUUGCUGAGGACUACCAAGGCGACCAAGGUGGCUGAGCUCCAAUCGGAGGCCCACGCGCUGUCGCAGGAGCUCUCUCGCCAGCUCGAAAUGACCGCCAUAAUGCGGUACAGAAUGGAGGAGGCGGAGGCUAUGGCGGCAGCGGCGCAGCGCAAGGCGGAGGCGGCGGAGGCGCUAGCGCGCGAGUACACUGAGGCGGGUUCGACGCUGCCACCGGGACCCGUACGGCUGGCGCCUGGCAACACGCUGUCGGCCAGCAGGGUGCGGAAGACGAUUUUGGCGAUGCAGCAGUCGCACCGAGUGUUGCUGAGCCAGGCGGCGCUGCUGCGGGCGGUGUUCCCGCCAGGGAUGACGAUGGACGCUCUGGCGGCGAAGGCGGCGCUCAAGGCGCCCACGGCGGGUGCGACGGAAGUGCUCCGGUACCUGCGCUACCAUAUGAACAAGCUGCAGACGGAAAUGGGCGGCCUGCCAGGCGGCAACCGCGGUGAGGACGACCUCUACACGGGCACCAUCACCACGGCUACACCGCCGCCGGCCCCCAAGCCGCCCCGUCCCAGACCCACUCGGCCCAGAUCUGCUGGCUGCGGCCCCGUGGGCUCGGGUCCGGCGGACGGUUCCAAGCCUGUCGUGGUGGAGCCCAGCAGCGACCCACGGGUCUUACUGCAGGGCGUGGCAGACCUAGUACGAGAGCUGAGGUCCAUGGAUAUGGACAACUUCAUGGCCCGGCCUGAGCUGGAGGCUGACGUGGACCAGCUUGCUGACGUGGCCUCGCUGCUGAUUGCGGAGCACAAGCGGCUCACCGGCGCCGAGUCGCUGCCCGUGUUCAAGGAGGACGAUGACGGCGACAUUGAAGACAACCCGCUGUACGAGCCCGUACCGAAGGCGGACGAGAGCUUGGUGCCGAAGGACCCCAUGGCCCGGGACCCGGAACCGGUUUCGGAGGGGAAGGAGGAAGAGUACGAGGAUGAUUUUGAUCGGCCUGAGGAUGAGCCACCCUCACCGAUGGAGCCCGAACCAGAACCGGAACCAGAACCGGAGCCGGCACCAGCACCGGAACAACCCCUGGCUGACGGAGACAGCCCAGACGAGGGAGACCAGGUCUUGGAAGCAAACAAGCCGGCACCGCCGCUGAUAAUUAAGAAGGAGAACUCGGUCCGCAGCAUCCGCAGCCAGCAGUCCGCGCCUGACACGCCGGUGAAGCACGUGGAGGGGCCGGCCAGCAGCGUCGGCGAUCCUGUAGAGUACGGCACCCGGCGUUCCAGCAUUGCCGGCAGCAUGUUCAGCGGCCGCGGCUGGCAGCCCGAGGGCGCCGUGCUGACGGAGGAGGAGGACGAGCUCGCGGUGGCGCAGAUUGCCGUGGCCGCGGUUGCUGCGGUGGUGGCGGAACAGGAACAGGAGGUCGCGAAAGAGGAGGAGGAGCAGCAGCUACCUGCGGACGCCGAGACGGACCUGGAGCCCCAUGGCCCGGCUGGGGACGAGGAUGAGGAGGCUGGAAACAAGCGUGUUGGCGAGCCGCCUGAGGAGGCUUACAACGAUUUGGGCCCCUCAGCCAGCAACUACGGCGACGAUGAGCCUGAACCGCCCGUGGAACCCGAGCCGGAGCCGCAGGAGACAGAGCCCGAGCAGCAGCCCGAGCCCGAGGAGCAAAGCCAGGAUGGUUUGGACCUUGGCGAGCUCGCUGCCAAGUUGUUGGCGGCUGCAGUGGAGGAGCAGGCGCAGGAGGAGGAAGAGAGGCCGGCGGCGGCGGCUGAGCCUGAGCCUGAGGAUGAAAAGCCGGUGGUGGUGGAGGCGGAGGAGAAAGAGGAGCCGCAGCCAACCCCACCCCCGGCCCCUCCACUGCCCACGCGCGAUGAGCCCUCCGACAAGGGCUGGUGGGAGGCGUCGCUGCUGAGUUACAAAGCCGCAGAAGACAGCGAGCAGAGCAUUGGCGCAGAGGAGGCUCCCGCGGGCGGUAAACAAGUGAAGCUGCCGCCGGUUCCAGAGCGUGCUUGGUGGGAGGAGACGCCAGCGCAAACAGACGACGGCGUCGACGAGCCCCAAAGCGAGGCCAGCACACAGCCCCUUUCCUCGUCCCAGCACGCAAGUGGACGGGAGGGCGGCCAGGAGGAGAAGGAACGCGACUCGGACGCGUCAAAGCCAUGGUGGGAGCGUAUCGUGGGCGGCGGUAAGAAGGAUGAUGGCGAUGAGGAGGAAGAAGAGGAUGGGGGGGAGCGCACGAGCAAGGACACGGAGGAUAAGCCAUCGAAGUCCAGCGAUGCAGGUGAAGGAGGGUCGGCUGGUGCGGGGGACCACACGCCGGCGCGUUCGAGCAGGGGCAACUGGUGGGAGCAGGCCGCUGCCUCCCAGGAAGGAGGUGCCAGCGAUAGUGAUGAGCGCACGCCAUCGCCACGGCCUCCGAAAGCGGCGGCGCCAGGGGCGGGCGGUGAUGAUGAUUGGUGGGAUCGCGGUGGAAACCCAGCGACAGAGCGCGAUGCCGCUGACCAGGACACAGAGCAGGAGUUCAUGCGCAAGUCGGGUGACGAGGAGGGCAAGCCUGGUGCGGUUGUGGGGCGGCAGGAGGAGGGAGAGGAUGACGGUGGGAACAACUGGUUUGAUGAGGGUGAACCUUCUCUGCCGGUUGAUGAUGACGCGGCAGAGGCUGCGGAGGCGGCUGCGGAUGACGCCGAGGCGGCUGCCGACGAGGCAGCAUCCGAGGCUGCCUCUGCUGCGGAGGGUGCUGAGGACGCUGCUGAGGCGGCAGAGGAAGCGGCAGAGGCUGGCGAUGCGGCAUCUGAGGCGGCGGACGAGGCUGAUGAGGCCGCUGAUGCUGCAAAGCGGGCAGCUAAGGCAGCUGAGGAGGCCGAUGGGGCUUCAGAAGCUGCCGAAGCGGCGGAAGAAGCGGCGGAAGCAGCCGAGGACGCUCAGGAUGCUGCAGAGGAAGCAGCAGACGCGGCAGAGGAAGCGGCGGAGGCCGCGGAGGAGGCUGCAAAGGCUGCGGAAGAGGCGGCCGAAGACGCCGAGGAGGCUGAGGAGGCGCUGGAGGAAGCCCAGGAAGCGUUGGAGGCUGCAAAGGAAGCGCUGGAGGCCGCCGAUACAGUGGAGGAAAUGAUGGCGGCUCGUGAUGCAAUGGAAGAAGCGGAAGAGGCUGUCGAGGCUGCCGCUAAGGCUGCAGAGGAGGCAGCGCAGGCGGCUGAGGAGGCAAAGGAGGCGGCUGAGGAAGCACAGGAGCAGGCGGAGGAAGCGAAAGAAGAGGCCGAGGAAGCAAAAGAGGCGGCGGAAGAUGCGCAGGAGGCAGCGGAAGCGGCCGCAGACGCGGCGGAGGAUGCAAAGGAGGAAGAGGCCGCAGUAGAGAUGUGGAAGCAAUUGGAGGCAACGGCACAAUAG